Molecule: messenger RNA, 1684 nt
Organism: Ochotona curzoniae (black-lipped pika)
Lineage: Eukaryota; Metazoa; Chordata; Mammalia; Lagomorpha; Ochotonidae
Gene: ACTR6
Product: actin related protein 6
Exons: 11
Coding region: 66-1256 (396 amino acids)
Cellular component (GO): Swr1 complex
Molecular function (GO): nucleosome binding
Source: RefSeq, a predicted model, not a curated record
AGAGGGAAGAGCGGAGGACGUGGGAAGAGAAAAGUGGCCGGAGGUUGCUUGGAGCUCGAGCCAAGAUGACCACUCUGGUGCUUGAUAACGGGGCCUACAACGCCAAAAUCGGCUACAGCCACGAACAGGUCUCGGUUAUUCCUAACUGUCAGUUCAGAUCAAAAACAGCACGGCUUAAAACUUUCACCGCUAACCAGAUCGAUGAGAUAAAGGACCCUUCCGGACUCUUCUACAUCCUGCCCUUUCAGAAGGGCUACUUGGUGAAUUGGGAUGUUCAGAGACAAGUUUGGGACUACCUUUUUGGAAAAGAAAUGUAUCAGGUUGAUUUUUUGGAUACUAAUAUUAUUAUCACAGAACCAUAUUUUAACUUCACUUCAAUUCAAGAAUCAAUGAAUGAAAUUCUGUUUGAAGAAUACCAGUUUCAAGCAGUAUUGCGAGUAAAUGCCGGGGCGCUCAGCGCACACAGGUAUUUCCGGGACAAUCCUUCUGAGCUGUGCUGCAUCAUUGUCGACAGCGGCUACUCCUUCACGCACAUAGUCCCUUACUGCAGAAGUAAAAAGAAGAAAGAAGCAAUCAUUCGGAUAAAUGUCGGGGGGAAACUCUUAACCAAUCAUCUGAAAGAGAUCAUAUCUUACAGGCAGCUUCAUGUUAUGGAUGAAACGCAUGUAAUUAAUCAAGUGAAAGAAGACGUGUGCUAUGUCUCUCAGGAUUUUUACAAAGAUAUGGACAUUGCAAAGUUGAAAGGAGAAGAAAAUACAGUAAUGAUAGACUAUGUGUUGCCUGAUUUCAGUACAAUUAAAAAGGGCUUUUGUAAGCCUAGGGAAGAGAUGGUAUUGAGUGGAAAAUAUAAAUCAGGGGAACAGAUUCUUCGUUUGGCCAACGAGAGAUUUGCUGUUCCAGAAAUUCUUUUUAAUCCUUCUGAUAUAGGCAUUCAAGAAAUGGGAAUUCCCGAAGCUAUUGUCUAUUCGAUUCAGAACUUACCUGAAGAAAUGCAGCCGCACUUUUUUAAGAAUAUUGUUUUGACGGGAGGAAAUCCCCUUUUCCCUGGAUUUAGGGAUCGGGUUUACUCAGAAGUUCGAUGUCUCACUCCAACAGAUUAUGAUGUUUCUGUUGUGCUUCCUGAAAAUCCUAUUACCUAUGCCUGGGAAGGUGGAAAAUUGAUAUCAGAGAACGAUGAUUUUGAAGAUAUGGUGGUAACACGAGAAGAUUAUGAAGAAAAUGGACAUAGUAUCUGUGAAGAGAAAUUUGAUAUUUAAGAAACAUUUCUGAAAGAAAAUUGUAACUAGUUGUGACUGAAAGGUUUAGUGUCAAUGUUUAUUUUAAAGGUGAAGCACCUGUUACCUUUCAUCCAAAGAUACAGUCUUAACUAACUCCCUUGAUCGGUGGUAACUUUUCACAGGCUUUUUAAGCAGAUUAGAGGAAGCUCUGUGUCACCUCGCCCAUGACGUCAUGUGGGACCUUGUGAGGUGAUGUCGGGUUUGCUUAGGAGACGAAAGAGCGGAUCUGUGGUCAGCUUUACUCUUCACCACCGGAAGCACACACACUGUUCCAUUAUCUUAGAAGGUAGCUUUGCAUUACUUUGGAAAUUGGCGAAAGUGUUAAUAGGCUGAUAUGAUUUCUCUUUUAGACCUAGUAUUUUAUUUAAAAAUAAGCCAUUUUUAUUUAUACAUAAUAAAGUUGGAAA